This is a messenger RNA of Pleuronectes platessa (European plaice), 1035 nucleotides long. RefSeq names its product membrane-associated ring finger (C3HC4) 11 (gene marchf11). Bases 1 to 1035 code for a protein of 344 amino acids. Lineage: Eukaryota; Metazoa; Chordata; Actinopteri; Pleuronectiformes; Pleuronectidae. The record is from RefSeq and is a predicted model, not a curated record. Gene Ontology annotation, molecular function: zinc ion binding; ubiquitin-protein transferase activity. The transcript has 4 exons. Gene Ontology annotation, biological process: protein ubiquitination.
AUGAGCACCGAGGAGGGAGAGGCGAGGGGGGGCUCCGCCAUCACCCACUGCCACACCUGGGAGGAAGAAGCGAGCGCCCCACGAGGACGUCCGCAUCCCGGGGACGAGGACCAGGCGCAGCCGGCAGAGGAGCGAGAGGAGCGGGACGAAGGGGAGGACCGUCAGGAGGACUGUCACGAGGACCGGGGCUGCGGGGACACGUUUGCGGGCGACCCGCAGGAAUCGAACCGGGGGGACUUGUCCAGCGAGGAUGGGGCGGUGGGGGGAGCAGCGUGCAAGACGCAGGCGAUGCACUCGAGCUGCAGCAGUGACACGUGCAUCCCGACCCCCAGCUGCCGCAUCUGCUUCCAAGGAGCCGAGCAGGGCGACUUGUUGAACCUGUGCCGGUGUGACGGCUCGGUCCGGUACACACACCAGCACUGCCUGCUGAAGUGGAUCAGCGAGCGGGGGUGCUGGACCUGUGAGCUCUGCUGCUAUCGCUUCCACAUCAUCGCCAUCAACAUGAAGAGGCCGUGGCAGUGGCAGUCCAUCACCAUCACCCUGGUGGAGAAGGUGCAGAUCAUUGCCGUGUUCCUGGGUUCCCUCUUCCUGGUGGCCAGCAUCUCCUGGCUGCUGUGGUCGGCUCUCAGCCCGGCGGCCGUGUGGCAGCGCCGGGACGUCCUCUUCCAGAUCUGCUACGGCAUGUACGGCUUCAUGGACCUGGUCUGCGUGGGCCUGAUUGUCCAUGAGGGGGCAGCGGUGUACAGCGUCUUCAUGCGCUGGCGAGCCGUGAACCUCCACUGGGACGUCCAGAGUUACGACAAGGCAAAGGACAUGGAGGAGAUGAGCACGGGUCAUUCCUCAUUGGCCCCCAGGACGCUUUGGUUGCCCCUGGCCACCUUUGGGCCCGAUGGCCCGUUACACUCCACCCAGCUGGGGCCACAGCCGUGGACCUGCCCCUGCUGGGCCCCGUUCUGCCCCGGCCUCGUGCCCCGAAACAACCUCAGCCAGGACGGUGACUCCGGAGAGGUCGUCAUCCGAGUCACAUCGGUGUGA